Messenger RNA from Neurospora tetraspora, 1872 nucleotides. RefSeq lists its product as uncharacterized. NCBI's taxonomy places the organism in Eukaryota, Fungi, Ascomycota, Sordariomycetes, Sordariales, Sordariaceae. The record is from RefSeq and is a predicted model, not a curated record. The coding region runs from base 1 to 1872 and encodes 623 amino acids. The transcript is spliced from 5 exons.
AUGGAUGAUAAGACGAAAACCAACCAGGACAAGGCUGCGAUAAACAGCAUCCCUCACAUCUUCAACGUCUACGAUAUUACGUACGUCAUCUUCGAGCAUAUGGGCCACACCGCGGAUCUCAAGAAUGUCUCCCUUACUUGCCGGGUCCUCAAUGCAGCUGUGAGGCACCGCCUUUUCCGUUUCAUGACUCUGCCUGGAGCUGCAAUUGGAGGGUUUCCGAUGCGCUCUCUUCUGCGAGAUCGCUCAGUGUCACGACGGCUCAUCGCCAGCGCUAUACCUUUCACUGCUCCCCAACCCUUACGAGACGGAUGGGGCCUCGAUGAUCUUGAGUUCCUGGGGCAAUGCCACGAGAUCUACGAAGCCACCGGGAUCAUUCUAAGUCAUGCCACGCAACUCCAGCACUUGGAAUUCACCGGUUUCCAUCUGUGGUUGAAUGUGUUGAAACUUCUCCACAUGCGUGAAAUCAAGGAGGGUUUUUGCAGCAUAGAGUCUAUCGAGAUUACGCGGCCCGGGAAGCUUAUAGAUGCUUUAAUUUUUACCGAAAACGGUGAGCUUCAUUCAUGUGUCUUUGUACGGAAAAUGGCAUUGAUACUGAUCUCAAACCCCAAAACACACCUCGUAGCAGACAUGUCUAUGAUGGUCGGCGUAAAAGGCCGCGUCAUGCCUGAAUUCAAUCUUCGUUGUCUUACAAAUUUGGCACUGCAUGGUCUCCAAUUCCAACCAACCGCUCAAAAUAACACGGCUUUGUCACCAUACCUGUUACCAUUAGUAGUGCUACUAAAAAACGCGGAACAGUUGCGAUGCCUUGAACUCUCGACUUAUUCCAACCACCGCCACCUGACUCGGGAUCGAGCACUUGCAGGAGGUUCAAGUUUUCAUCCUGCACAUGGUCAGAUGAUGCGAACGCUCUGUCUCAACCACAAACAAGCAGGAGCAUCCCCAUUGCAACACCUUCGAUACCUCAGACUUGGUCCUGGCUGCGAACUGGACUUUCGAAGAUAUAACCUGCCAGAGACAUAUCCUCAUUGUUUCUUACCUUACUUGUUCACCUUAUCAGGUCUUGUUGAACUUCAUCUGGAAUCUUCUUGUUUAGGACAGGGGACCUUUUCAGGGUAUGCUAAUGCAGCUAAGCUGUUGAUAAACCCAUCUUGUCUCCCCAAACUGCGGAAACUUUCCUUGCCAUGUAAUAUAUGGCACUCGUGGGGAUCAAAUAACACGGAUAGGAAACUGGCGUACACUGUCGAACAAGCGCUCACAAUGCGGUUCGUGGGGCUCUUCGAUAUGCCCCCAUUAUCAGGCCUGGUCCUACCGACUCCAUAUAUAGACCUCCAAGAUAUCUAUAGGAUUGAAGAGUUACAGCGUAUAAAGGAUCUAAAAUCGGUCAAAACAUUACUCCCCUCUCUAUGCGAAACUGCCGAUGGUAAAUACACGCCACACUACGGGCAACCACACCAGAUCAAACACCCAUGGGAAAAUGAACCAGACCUGCCACGCAACCUUCAAUACAUCAAUUUCUUACUAAAGGAGCUCACCAAUCUUCGUGAAGUAUGGCUAACGGGGGAUUGCGGGGCCAACUGGAAUGUCUCGUGGGAAGACGCUUAUUGCGAGUACAGAAAAAUGAUCCGCCACAUCUAUUUACACCACGGCGAUCAGAUCGAGUACGUGGCCACUACAUUCUUUCAACGGUUUCCCAAGCUGGAGUACAUUCGAAUUCUCCAUCGCGCAUGGCGGAGAGCGAGAAAGGACAGGAACAAUAACGGGGAAGCCUCGGGACCAAUUCGGGAGCUCACGCCAUGGGAAGUCAAGAACGAUAUACCCGAGGCCUUUGACUACCGCACCCCGAGUCUCUUUCGAGGACGGCAGUACUCCUGA